Molecule: messenger RNA, 4024 nt
Organism: Prosopis cineraria
Lineage: Eukaryota; Viridiplantae; Streptophyta; Magnoliopsida; Fabales; Fabaceae
Product: protein MEI2-like 1
Molecular function (GO): RNA binding
Source: RefSeq, a predicted model, not a curated record
UUUUAAAGCCAACUAACACGCUUUUUUAACUUUCUUCCUCCUUCCUCUGUUUUGUCUGAUUCUCUCCCCAAAAUCAGAGGGUGUCCGGCGAGUCUAAUCUCGCCGGAAACUCACUUUGCUGGAAUUUCUAGUUCUUUCGCUUUUGAGUUCCAAUUCUCAUUUCUUUCUAGCUGGUAUAAUUAGUGCAUGACGGUGCGAUAUUUGGGUUGAUUGUUAGAAAGAAGAAAUUUUUUUACAUCUAGGCAUUUUUGUCUGUUUUCCUCUUGGCAAGAGAUUGCGGGCAGCGCAAUGCAGUGUGAAAGUAGAUGGAGAUUGUUGCAGCGAAGUACCAAAAAAUGCUGAGAUCCCCUAUUUAUGAUUUGCCAGUGCUCUAAACCGACGCCAAGAUUUGUUUUAUUUCUCUUUCUUCUCAACCUUUGGAGGGUAAGUUGUUGAAUUCUGCGAAGGAACAGAGGAAAAAAGAGUUUUGGGGUUUUUGUGCCAAGACUGUUUGAAAAUUUGCAGGAUACUUAAAAUUUUCAACAGAGGGCAAAUGCUGCAUAAAGCCAGCAAGUGGAGAGCUUUUCAAUAAUUUUUUCUCUUUCCCCACCCUCUAGACUCUGAACCACAGGAUGCCUUUUGAAAUAAUGGAUCAGAGGGCUGUAUCUGCCUCAUCACACUUUUUUGAUGACAUUUCCUUUUGCUCUGAGAAGAAUGCUGGAUUGCAGAGGCCAAAAUCUAUUCGUGAACACUACCAUCAAGGAAAGAAUGGAAUGACAGCAUCACCUGGCAGCAUUUUGAAUGCUUUGUCUCCUCGGGAAAUUAGUGCAAAGACUAGGUGGUCAAAGUCAACAACAGGUCUGUCUGGAGAAACCAUAGAAAAGCUGCAUGUUGGUGAAGAAGGCAUUGUUGAUACGUUUGAAGCCUCCAAGGAACCAUUAAAUCAUCGUCCCAGGUCUCAGUCUAAUGUGCUUACGCAGCCAGCAUCCAGCCCAUAUGGUUUAAUUGGCAAUAAGAUCAUUACUAAUGCUGCCUCACGUGAAAGUAGUUUAUUCUCAAGCUCACUAUCUGAGAUAUUUACCCGGAAGUUGAGGUUAACGGAAAACGAUGUUCUGCCUCAACAGCCUGUUACUGUUGGUUCACUUCCUGAGGAGGAACCAUAUAAAUCUCUUGAAGAAAUUGAGGCCGACACUAUCGGAAAUCUCCUUCCUGAUGAAGAUGAUCUAUUUUCUGGUGUCACUGAUGACUUAGGAUCCAAUACUCUUACCAGAACUGGUGAUGACCUGGAAGAUUUUGAUCUGUUUAGCAGUGGUGGAGGCAUGGAGCUUGAAGGUGAUGAACAUCUGACUUCAGGAAAAAGGCCCAGUGGUCCAGAUGGAGAUCUUGGUUUCUUUGGAGGCUUUAAAGGGAAACUUCCUUUUGGUGAACACCCUUCUAGAACACUUUUUGUUAGAAACAUCAACAGCAAUGUUGAAGAUUCUGAGCUAAAGGCUCUCUUUGAGCAAUAUGGUGAUGUCCGAACCACUUAUACUGCUUGCAAGCAUCGUGGAUUUGUUAUGAUUUCUUAUCAUGACAUAAGAGCUGCACAAAAUGCAAUGAAAGCUCUUCAAAACAGGUCAUUGAGGUCUAGGAGACUUGACAUACAUUAUUCCAUACCGAAGGUAAAUGCUCCGGAGAAGGAUAUUAGCCAUGGUACACUGCUUCUAUCUGGUCUUGAUUCUUCUGUUUCACAUGAUGAACUUCUACAAAUUUUUGGAUUUUAUGGAGAAAUCAAAGAAAUUUAUGAAUCUCCAGAAAUGAAUUAUGACAAAUUCAUAGAGUUUUAUGAUGUGCGAGCUGCAGAAGCUGCUCUUCGUGCUCUGAACAAGAGUGAAAUUGCUGGGAAGCAGAUCAAGCUUGAAGCCAGUCAUCCUAGGGGUUCAAAUGGAACAUGUUUGAUGCAGCAGUCUCAGAAGGGGCAGAAUGAGUCUGAUCUUAGUCAGAGCAUGGGUGACAACUUAUCAUUAAGACAGAGUGUAAUAACAUCUUCUGGAGUAAUUGCAUCUAGCUGCUUGGACAAUGGAUCUGAUCAUGGAUUUCCAGCAGCAAUGCGACAAACUAUGGAUGCCUUAUCACUGAAUGUAUUCUCACAUGUGAAUUCUGGCAUUCACAACACAGUGAGAGCACCAUCAAUUCCUAGAUUCCAUCCUCAUUCCCUUCCUGAGUAUCAUGAUGGUUUAGCUUGUGGCAGUCUUUACAACUUUUCAAGAACCUUUAGCAAUGUAUCUGGUAAUAUGAGUCCAGGAGUGACAGAUAGCUCCGACAGCAGGCACAUGGGAUUCAGUUCAAUUGGGAAAGUGACGGACUUUAAUGGAGGAGGAAAUGGGAGCCUUCCUAAUCAUGGGCUUUACCACAUGUGGAAUGGAUCGAAUUUGCACCAGCAAACUCCACCAGGUCCAAUGGUUUGGCCGAAAACACCAUCAUUUGUCAAUGGUGCUUGUGCUCCUUGUCUUCAACAGAUGCCCGGCUUUCCCAGAUCAUCAUCUCUUAUGCUGAGAGCAUCGCAUAUAGACCACCAUGUUGGAUCAGCACCAGUUGUUACAGCUUCCCCAUGGGAUAGACAACAUUCUUAUUUGCCAGAGUCCCCUGAAUCCUCUGGUUUUCACAUGGGUUCUCUUGGGAGUACCGGUUUUCCUGGUACAUGGCAAUUGCAUCCUCCAGACUUUUCUUCUCACAAUAUGUUUCCUCAUGUUGGUGGAAAUGGCAUGGAUUUGUCACCCAAUGCUGGGCAGGGCUCCCCAAAUCCACAUGUUUUCCCUGGGAGACAUCCCAUGGCUUCAAUGUCCACCAAUGACAGGAUGAGAAACCUCUAUCACCGUAGAAGUGAUGCUAACACUAAUAGUGCUGACAAAAAGCAAUUUGAGCUUGACCUAAGUCGUAUAUUGAAUGGAGAAGACUCACGAACAACACUUAUGAUUAAGAAUAUUCCCAACAAGUAUACUUCAAAAAUGCUUCUUGCUGCCAUAGAUGAGCAAUGUCGGGGAACUUAUGAUUUUUUGUAUUUACCAAUUGACUUCAAGAACAAAUGUAAUGUUGGCUAUGCCUUCAUCAACAUGACUGAUCCUAGUCAAAUCAUUCCCUUUCACAAGGCUUUUAAUGGGAAAAAAUGGGAGAAGUUUAACAGUGAGAAGGUGGCUUCACUUGCCUAUGCUCGAAUUCAGGGAAAAGCUGCUCUUAUUGCACAUUUCCAAAACUCGAGCCUGAUGAAUGAGGAUAAACGUUGCCGCCCUAUUCUCUUCCAUACAGAGGGCCCAAAUGCUGGCGAUCCGGAGCCUUUCCCCAUGGGUGUUAAUAUGAGAUUGAGGCCUGGAAAAUCCCGUACUAGUAGUAGUAACGAGGAGAAUCGUGUCUCGAUGAGCUCUUUGGCUUCGGCUAGCGUAGAGGAGUCUUCUAAUGGAAUAAGUUCUUCAAUGGGCUCUUCAAAGAACUCUGACUGACUUAACUUCAGGCACUAACCUUUCAAUCUUGCAGCAGCGUAAUACAAGUGAUAUCACUCCAAUAUCUGUAUAUUGGCUUUUUUUGUUGGAGGAGUUGGAGCCAGCAGGAAAUGGGGCUCCUAAUUUUUGCUUAUAGAGAAACACAAACCCAAGUAUUCGGAGGCUGAGGUACAUAACCAGAAUGAAGUGACUAAAACUAAAUCUAGUACUUUUCUUUAUUUUUCUUUUUGAAUCGUUGCGUGGAAUCUUGCCGUCCUGCGAGUAGAGGGAAUGGCUUAACUCAAGUUCAUUUUUGGCUAGCUCUGUGGUUGGAUCUUACCUUCCCACAAGUUUGCGCAAGUUUCUUUGUGGGGUUCAUGGGGACUCUGCUUCUGUUUUUGUUCCCUUUGGUGUUUCCUCAUGUUCAUAAUGUAACGUAAUUUAAUUUGUCUUUUGAAAUUUGAACACGCUGGCAGUAGCUUCCUCAUGGGAUUUAUUUGUCUGGGAAUUUGUUGCCACAUUUAUUUGUAUGGUACCAUAUUUAUUCUGAUUUUCUUUUUCUCUUUUGAUUAUGUUAGCUGUGCUUCUAA